AUGAAAGAUGCUGAAAGAGCAAACCGCAACGUCGUAACCCUAGAUUAGAGUCAAGAUAUGGCUUCAUCGAUAUUAUUGUCAGUGCUGUUGGCUUUUGGGUGUCGAAUGGAUGUGGUCUGACUUCAUAAAAAUCCAAAGUUAUUCUCUUCUGAACCUUCCUCGCGCGUUAAUGGCUCGAAGAAGAUGGAAAUGCACUUUCACUGCUCCUUCCACCAGUGCAGAUAACUCCCACUGUGCAUCAGGUCAUCUCGAGAGACAAUGGUCGCGAUAAUAUUCAGAGCAGAAUCCGAAUCAACGCCAACGGCCAGCUCCACUCCAACUUCUUCUUCCAUUACUUCGGCUUCUACUAGUACAAGCUCUGCUUUAUCGACAGGAACAGACCCUGAUCCUGCAACGAAUGCACUCACCAAGAACGUGUUAGAAUGGAUAUUUCUAGCCCUGGUCGUUAUAUUCGUGAGCAGCGUCGUACAUCGUCGACUUCACGCUCUGAAACGAAAUGGGUUACCAAUCAAGUCGUUCUUCUCUGCCCGCAAUGUUCGGCGUGCCCCAAGCACCAAUCCUCGACCAAGUCGACCUUUCCCAUCGACUUUCAGCAGCUCAUUAUCCGCUUACGAUCUAGCAAACGUCCCGACUGCGUAUAAUCCAUUCGCUACCAUCUAUUCAUCAACGACACCCAGUAAUCGAACGCGAAACCAGACACGGGCGGCGGAUAUCGAUUCGGGCGGUAGACGGAUAGGAGAAGGUCCAAGCGACUAUCAUAAUGGAUUCGGCGACAGAAAGGACACACUGCCGGCCUACGAUAAGCAUGGUAGUCCUCCAGGUUACAUCGCCUCUUUGCCUGUGCUUCCGUCAUUGGGUUCAGCAGGAGAAGACAGGCGAAAUAUGGAGACGGGAGAAGCCGCGCCAAAUUAUAGUUUCCACGAGAUCCGCGAUACUUCUUGAAUCAGUUUGGAUAGGUCAUGAUUUUUUCCCUCGUUGCGUCCUUCGAAUAUGUGGUCUGUAUUGACAGUGCACAAACUCUGUUAACAUGCUGGGCACUUGAAUAACAAUCUUCCAACAGGAAAUAUGAAGGGAGUUGGUAGCAAGAAGUGUUUUAUCUCACAAAAUUUCGACCAGGUAAGAUGUUUUGCUACAAUUCGGUAUGUAUCUAGGACGCAAAGAAUAUAAUCGCGAAAA
This is a messenger RNA of Lentinula edodes (shiitake mushroom), 1176 nucleotides long. RefSeq lists its product as uncharacterized. The record is from RefSeq and is a predicted model, not a curated record. Bases 259 to 942 code for a protein of 227 amino acids. Lineage: Eukaryota; Fungi; Basidiomycota; Agaricomycetes; Agaricales; Omphalotaceae. The transcript is spliced from 4 exons.